Molecule: messenger RNA, 723 nt
Organism: Daphnia carinata
Lineage: Eukaryota; Metazoa; Arthropoda; Branchiopoda; Diplostraca; Daphniidae
Exons: 2
Coding region: 65-718 (217 amino acids)
Source: RefSeq, a predicted model, not a curated record
UGACCUGUGUCGUCUGCCUCAGGUAAGCUGUGUCCUUCAGUCGUAAGUGGGCGAUGUUAAGACUAUGGCCAACAAACCAGCAAAUUGCAGGGAAAUGCGUCUGUUCAUCUUCCUUGUUUUAUUUGUGACAUGGAUAUAUUGUGACAAAUCAUUCGAGAAUGAUAGCAACACACAGUUAAUCGAGGAAAAUCGUGUUAAAAGAACCCUUGUCGGUUCACCAACUGCAAACCCAUCUCGGCUGAACGUGAUUCUACAGACGGCACAAACGAGAGUGACUUCGACUUUGAUUCGUUCGCUUGUCAGUUUAGAACGAAGAUGGUUGGAGGUCUCAUCGAAUGUAUCUGAAACAAUCAGCUACAUAGUUCGCGGCAUUAUCUCUAUACUAUCCAUCGUAUUCUCUCCAUUAAUAUAUCUGGCGAAAGUAGCAGCUCAACCCCCCACCUUUUCCAGAAAGAAACGUAAUGCAGAUCUGGAUGUACUUCAUAUGGAGUUUUCUCUCCCAGAAUGGAUGAAUCAAAUGGAAUCGUGGAUGAAGAUGCACAAGCCAUCCGAACACAGGUAUAGAUGUUGUUUCUACCCAACAGAACCGCGACCUGGAGGAUUGGUCAGAUGUUUUCCUUUGUUAUCCAAGUACGUGUACCCAUGGAAUAAUCCCUGUUCAAAAGAAAAUGGUUUCCGCGAUGUCGUCGUUAGCAAAGACUAUAAAUUGCAUUAUUAAGAAAA